Styela clava is the source of this 2551-nucleotide messenger RNA. Its product is annotated as sodium-coupled monocarboxylate transporter 2-like. NCBI's taxonomy places the organism in Eukaryota, Metazoa, Chordata, Ascidiacea, Stolidobranchia, Styelidae. Gene Ontology annotation, biological process: transmembrane transport; sodium ion transport. Gene Ontology annotation, cellular component: membrane. The record is from RefSeq and is a predicted model, not a curated record. Gene Ontology annotation, molecular function: symporter activity.
GUGCAAAAUAAUAUAGGUAAUAUUUGUCAUAAGUAUAUGACUAUAUUUUCUCCAGGACACUUCAAUUGUUUGGGCUCACUUUAUGGAACCAAAGCUUCAAGCGAGGGAGCAUAUGAUUGACUCACAUUCACGAAGCAUAAUUGAUUAGAUGUAUUUGAAACCUCAGAAUCGAAUCUACAAACACAAAACGACAAUUUAUUUUUUCGUAUAAGUUCACAGUGUUCAAGCCAAUAUUGACAAUAGCAACACGCCUGCUCGUUAAACACCGCAUCGGACAGUGAAUGAUGUUAUAUGAUUAGUGCCGUAGACACCGAUGCAGUGAAAACAUUCAAUAUCAAGAACUCUGUGAAAUGGAAUGCAGCAUUGGAGACGUGAGAUCUCAGACAUGCUACACUUUCGGAACGUGGGACUAUGUUGUAUUCAGUUCAUUAUUCGUUAUAUCGGGAGGGAUUGGCCUAUAUUUCGCAUAUACGUCACGUACAAAUGAGGAAGAUAAGGAAGAUUAUCUCUUGGCUGGACGUAACUUACCGGCUUUUCCGGUAUCUUUAUCAAUGACAGCAAGUUUCAUGUCGGCAAUAGCAGUACUCGGCUUGCCAUCAGAAUUUUAUAUAUUCGGAACAAUGUUUUGGUGGUAUGCUCUGUCUUUUCUUCUAAUGGCAAUCGUCAUGUCUGAAGUAUACAUACCGAUUUUCUAUCGUUUGAAGAUUACGAGCACAUAUGAGUACCUUGAAAUACGAUUUAAUAGACCCGUUAGACUACUUGCAACAACUGUAUACAUCAUCAACUCGAGUUUAUAUGUUGGAGUAGUGAUAUAUGCACCUUCACUUGCUUUGAAUGCAGUGACGGGUCUUGGGAUUUGGUGGUCAGUGGCACUGACAGCUGGUGUAUGCAUGUUCUAUACUUCCCUUGGCGGAAUGAAGGCUGUUGUUUGGACUGAUGUAUUUCAGUGCUUAGUAAUGUGGAUCGGUCUGGUCGCGGUAAUAGCAAGAGCAUCAGUUUUACUCGGGGGAUUCAAUAAUAUGUGGCAAAUUGCAUCAGAUGGCGGGCGAAUACAGUUCGAAAACUUCGAUAUAGACCCAAGAAUGAGGCAUACGUUCUGGACAAUUUCACUCGGAGGAACACUUUACUGGAUAGGAACAUAUGGAACUACUCAAACUAUGGCACAACGAUAUAUAAGCUGCAAAAGCGAAAAUCAAGCAAGGCUGGCUGUUCAUCUCAAUGUCAUUGGGUUAUGGAUUGUGCUACUUCUCGUCGGGUUUGCUGGACUGUUUAUGUAUGCAUAUUACGCUGGGUGUGAUCCUUACUCAAAACAAUGGGUUGGGGCAACAGACCAACUUAUGCCUUAUUUUGUGCUUGAGAUACUGCAUGACUAUCCGGGAUUGCCAGGAAUAUUCGUAUGUAGUGCUUUUAGCGGAACAUUGAGCACAGUGUCCUCGGCGACAAAUGCAAUGGCUACUGUCACUCUCGAGGAUUUCAUAACUCCGUUUAAGAAAUUAUCUGCAAAGAAAACGCUGAUUUUGUCUAAAGUCUUGGUAGUAAUUUACGGGCUAUUGUGUACAAUUAUGGCAGUCUUGACAUCACAACUGGGAACAAUAUUAGAAGUGGCAUUCUCAAUUAACAGCAUCGUUGCAGGAGGGAUGACGGGGUUAUUCACACUCGGAAUGUUGUUGCCAUGGUGCAACUCGUACGGUGCCUUUUCGGGACUGUUAUCCGGGCUAGCAAUGUGUAUUUGGGUGUAUGUUGGAAGCACUAUCUAUCCGCCAACAAGCGAAAUGUUACAAAUAUUACCACUAUGUACUGAUAAUUGCAAUGGGACAAGUUCUUCGUGUGGGAUAUCAGAUAUUGAAACAACAUACGCACCGUACGUCGAAACAACUAUAGUCACCUACAAUGCAACCACGCCAACGGACGUCCGACCUCCAAUAGCGGAGCUGUACUCGGUAUCUUACCUUUAUUACAAUAUCAUCGGCUUUCUCACCACAAUUAUCGUUGGACUUGUCGUAUCCUUCGCAACGGGAUACCAAGAACCCUCCCUACUCCCACCUGAAACGAUUCGACCUAUUUUUGAUCACUUACUGUUUCGAUGGUUGCCGAAAAAAGUGCGUCGAUUUCUCUGGUGUGGAGUGAGGCACGACCGAGAAGAAGAAGAUCAAGUCGUCAAGGACGAAUGCGAUGUAGACUUCACUUACAAAUCACUCGGAGAUUCAACAGAGGCUGAAAUACACAUUGGAAAAACUAUUUCAGAUAAUUCGUUUAAUAUAACACUACCCGAAAAAAAUUCCAUCACCACAAGACUAUGACAAAUUAAGAGACAGGAGAGUAUUAAAAACAUAGCUAACGUCUAUAUGAAAUUAGUUAGAAUAUCAAUUGUUCUUACUAUUAGUAUAACGGAUAUAACUAUAUAUUUGUAUUUUACUUAACCCGUUCUAAUUAUUGGAAAAUGAAUUUCAUGAGAUUGAGUGAUUAAUUAAUAAAAAAAAUAAUGACACAGUUUUAUUGUGAAUAUACACAUACUGUGCGAGCAUCAAUAAAGGAAAUCACGUAGUGUUAA